Molecule: messenger RNA, 552 nt
Organism: Acromyrmex echinatior (Panamanian leafcutter ant)
Lineage: Eukaryota; Metazoa; Arthropoda; Insecta; Hymenoptera; Formicidae
Product: odorant receptor 85f
Biological process (GO): sensory perception of smell; detection of chemical stimulus involved in sensory perception of smell
Cellular component (GO): plasma membrane
Molecular function (GO): odorant binding; olfactory receptor activity
Source: RefSeq, a predicted model, not a curated record
AUGAUUCAAUUGCAGUACGUAAUUUACGAAUUGGAAGACUUUUGCAAGCGAGCGAAACCAGAGGAGAGAAAUAUUUUUCAUCGAUACAUUAACAGUUGUAAAUCGAUUUAUGUAGGCUCAAUAUGCGCCUUCACUGUUACCGGCUUGUUGCUCAUCAUCAGUCCUGUAGUAGAACCUCAUCCUUUUCCCAUCGAUAUAGAAUAUCCGUUUUCUGUGGACUAUCAACCUUUAAAGAUUAUCAUUUAUCUACAUCACAUAUUACUCAUAUAUCAAAGUUAUGCGCAGGUAUGCUCAAAUAUUUUUAUCGCACUUCUAUUGUGGUUUGUGUCAGCGAGAUGUGAUAUCUUAUCGAAUAGAUUUCGAGCCGUCAAAAAAUUUACCGAGUUGCGAGCAUGUAUAGAAGAACAUCAAGAGUUAUUAUGGUAUGGAAGAAAAGUUACGCUUUCUAUUCGAUAUGUAAUGUUAGCGUCGUUAGCUGUCAGUACGAUAGUUAUUAUUUUUACUGGUUGCACUUUUCUCAGCCGUCAGCAGAAAGUUAACUGCGACAACUAA